UAUUCUAUAACUGGUCUAAGGUUCUCUCUCACUCACUACUCACUUCUUAGUUCUUAGUUCUUACUUCUCAUGUUUUUAGGUUAUAUUUUCCUCUGAAAUAACUUACCUGAUUUUGAAAUAUUAUCACAAUGUCUCUUAUUGCUGGUUUUUCAACAGGCGCUGAAUUAAUGCCUUCUAUUAGGAAUGUUAUACAAUCAGCAACACUUCUUCACAGAGGCAUUCACACAACUUCGGUGGUACAUAGGAUUCAAGCUGGUAGAUAUAAACGGACUCCGAGAAGAGAAAAACCAUUGACUUACGAAAUGGCUUGGCCUCCACAAGCAAUUGGUCAUUUCAAAUCAUGGAACUCAUGGAAUACAACCAACCUGAUGGGCGGCCUGCGAGCGUCAGAAACAGCCAUUGAGGACGAAUUCAUGAGACGAUUCAUGACUGGCACCUGGCACAAUCUGUUUGUUUCGGAAAUCAUCAUCAAAAGACAGCAUAACAUGAUCAGGAUUGCGGGAAUACUGCGAAGAGCGAUAUCGGCUCAGAAAAUGUACUUCUUGAUUGGUUACACAGAAGAACUUCUAUCCUAUUGGCUGCAGUGUCCAAUUAAACUGGAAUUACAAACUGUGGAGGACAAAAAAUCCGUCAUCUUCAAAUAUGUUUAGUGACCGUACCUGUAAGUAGUCUGUUAAUCUAUUAAAAAUAUUGCUUAGUUUUAAUGAA
Molecule: messenger RNA, 708 nt
Organism: Nilaparvata lugens (brown planthopper)
Lineage: Eukaryota; Metazoa; Arthropoda; Insecta; Hemiptera; Delphacidae
Product: 28S ribosomal protein S24, mitochondrial-like
Exons: 3
Coding region: 129-650 (173 amino acids)
Biological process (GO): translation
Cellular component (GO): mitochondrion
Source: RefSeq, a predicted model, not a curated record